UAAACUGCAAAAUGACGGCAUAUAAAACAAGUUCAAAUACGAAAAUUUUCCGCUUUUCCCGUUCUUUCUUUUCUUCCCAGUUACUUACCAAAACAAAAACAAAAAAUGUCUGUCUCUAAAUUAACCGUUGCUCCAGGUGUUGACCAAUAUACCUUGAUUAAUACGAACAAGACCUUGGCUGUCAUGAUCUUGACUUAUGGCGCUACUAUUUCUCAUAUCUUAACCCCUGAUAAGACCGGUACUAUCCGUGAUGUCUGUCUUGGUUUCGAUAGUUUUGAAUCCUACAAGAACCCAGCCAACCCCUACUUUGGUGCCGUUGUAGGUCGUUUUGCCAACCGUAUCGGUCAAGGUAAGUUCUCCAUCGAUGGUCAAGAAUAUAACAUUGCUGUCAACAAUGGUCCCAACACCUUGCAUGGUGGUCUUGACGGUUUUGAUAAGCGCAUUUGGACCGCCACCAUUGUUUCUGAAUCUCCCCCAUCUGUUCGUCUUGAACUCGUCUCCCCCGAUGGUGAUCAAGGUUACCCUGGUACUUUAACCACACAACUUACUUACACUGUUAAUGAUCAAGAUGAACUUUCACUCGAAUAUCGUGCUACCACAGAUAAAGAUACAGUAGUCAACUUGACAAACCAUUGUUACUUUAAUUUGUCGGGUAUGGAGUUAAACCCUAACGUAUUGGAUCACCGCGUCACUAUGACAGAUGAGGUAAAGGCUGUUUUGGAAUGUGACGACAAUUGUUUACCUACCGGAAAGGUUCUCAGCUGGUCUGAAGCACCUUGGAUGAAUUUCUCUGGUGAAAAUGCUGGUAAACCUAUCGGUGCUCGUCUUGAACACCUUCAAAGUACCCACGGUUAUGACCACCCUUAUGUGAUUCAUAAUGAGUACAAGACAGACACAGCAGAUUUACCUCUUCGUGAAGCUGUGACUGUGUACUCUCCUGAUACUGGAAUCGAGUUGGAUUUCUCUACCACGGAGCCUGCUUUCCAAUUUUACACUGGUGGCUGGAUCUCUGAUAAGUUGACUGCUAAGAAAGCACAAGGUGAGGUCAAGAUUGGUCGUAGCUCUGGAUUCUGUCUUGAAGCUUCUCGUAACCCUGAUGCCCCUAAUAAGCCUGAAUGGCGUAGCUCUGUCUUGCUUCAAAAGGGUGGUGUUUACUCUCAAAAAACUGUUUAUGCUUUCCAUGCUCGUGUGGAUUAAGUUUUCUUUUUUUUUUCUUUUCUUUUUGCAUACAAAUAAAUUUCCCAUUGCAUGAACUAUCAAGUUUA
Molecule: messenger RNA, 1265 nt
Organism: Mucor mucedo
Lineage: Eukaryota; Fungi; Mucoromycota; Mucoromycetes; Mucorales; Mucoraceae
Product: aldose 1-epimerase
Exons: 2
Coding region: 106-1197 (363 amino acids)
Biological process (GO): beta-D-galactose catabolic process via UDP-galactose, Leloir pathway; glucose metabolic process
Molecular function (GO): aldose 1-epimerase activity; carbohydrate binding
Source: RefSeq, a predicted model, not a curated record